This is a messenger RNA of Diabrotica balteata, 2228 nucleotides long. The record is from the annotation of a GenBank genome assembly. NCBI's taxonomy places the organism in Eukaryota, Metazoa, Arthropoda, Insecta, Coleoptera, Chrysomelidae.
AUGAUGAUAAUACCACCCACCACUUUCAUUCUAGAAUCUAGAAGAAAAAUGUUAAAUAUGGCGUUUUUUAAAUAUUUCUGGACUGUAGGUAAUAAUUGGAAACUUAUUGCUGGUAAAAAAGAAGGUCAAACUCAAGUAAGUUGGUCGCAGUUUGAUAAUAUUUGUAGAUGGGAUUUUCCUAUUGAUGUCCAUUUAGUUACUACAGGGAUAAAGGGUUGGCCCAAAAUUUACAUUGAAGUAUACCAUUUUGAUUGGCUAGGACGAGCUCAUAUUUUUGGAUACGGAACUGUAACUGUACCAACCAGCCCCGGAUCUUAUACUCUCGAUUGUUACACUUGGAGACCGUUUGGUAAUUUGAGACAACGUUUUGUCCAAUAUUUUAUGGAAAUUUUAGUAACUAUGGAGUUGAAUACUAAAAUGAAAAUUCUUAUUUUCAUUGGAUUAUUGGCAACUGUUGCCAUAGCCAAAGAUAAAGCCACAACUGCAGCUUCAACUACAGAAAAGCAUACUACUUCUACUAUAGCUGAAGAAAAUUUUACCGUAGCCAAUUCUAUAUGCGAGGACAAUUCCACGUAUUGUGAUAAUUCAACUGAAGUUCCAUUUUCGAAUUUUACUAUUACAUCUUUAAAAAAUGAGACUGUUAGGAAAGAAAUUGUUCCUGUAGGAGUAUCUGUACAGGAGGAUUUUUGUACGUGCGAUUUGCAACCUAUCAGAACGUUCGUCGAAACUCAAACAGAAAAAGUCAACAAAUUUUCAUGGCGAAAAGAACUGAUAAACGAAAACGAUAUAUUUAAUUCUUCUAAAAAAAUAUUAUAUGGUAGCUCUAUGUGGCUUGUCAAUAGAAGGGGCAUACAUAAAUUUGGGGUACUCAACAGUUUUAUUACCAACCGAUGCAUUAUAAAGGAAGCAGUGUUUUAUUUAAAAAACCUAGAUACAAAAUGUUCUCAGAACGAAAUAUAUGAAGAUAAUCCGUACAUAAAUUUAAAAUACUAUUUUCAAAAUGUCUAUCUUAUCGCCAAUCCCAUGCUAGUGAACUUAACGAAAUGGAAACAAAAAGUGUUCGAGAACUGUCCUCGAAAUGUGUGUAUCUCCAUAAUUCCAAAAAUAUGUGAAAAUUAUUUAAAAAAUUGUAAAGAUAUAAAAAACGAUUCAAAAAUUCUAACGGUUAAUUGCAACGUUUCCUUAACUACGAAAAUGAAUACAUGUUACAAUGUAGUUAAAAAGUUACGAUACAAUAUAUUCCACAACGGCACUAAAGGAGCUGGUCACAUCGAGUUACUAGCUGUCCUUAAUAACAUCACUUACGAAUUUGGUGGCGAAUCGUCGGAAUUUGACCAAGAAUUUUCAGUUAGAUUUUUUUGGACAAAUAGUACUGGUGAUAUCAAAGAUCUCAGUGGAAAUCCUGGAUAUUUAAUAAAGAAACCUAUAUUUACCGGUAAACUUUUGACUAUAAAAAACGGUAGUGAUACGUCGUUGAAAAUACAAAGGACUGUAAAAGAUGCAAAAGAAAGUUUUCUAACAAUUCCUGAUAAUAUCGAUGGCAGCUGUGUUUUCAACGGAACCCACUUUACUAAAAUAGAAUUUGGCUACAACUUAAUAAGUAAAUGCAAAUAUAGAUUGACUUCUUUUAGUACUAGAAAAGGUGCUAAUGGUACUGAAAUGUGCAGAGCAUUACAGCGAUCUGUUUUGGAAAUGUGGAACUUUAACAAUACGAUGAUAGGCUUCUUUGGAAACGCAGAUGAGAACAAUCUGGAUGACUGGAUUAAAGCUCUGUACAAAAAAGAUUUAAACUCUUUAUUAAACAAUACUUUAGGCUACUUUUCGUCGAAAAUGGGACACUUAUCUUGUUUGAAUUUGGUCAGUGAUCUAGAGAUCGAUAUAUUUCAUUCUAGAAUCGAUAUUGAUAAUUUGCUAAACCAAGAGAAAAUUUUAGCUGCGACAUUCUCUUUUGGUGGCUUUACAAACCAAACGUUACUUUUUAACAAAAACACUAGUUCCGUGGAUUAUGUGACGAGCCUAAAAACUACGGUAACUUUUUAUGAUUUGACUACCCAAAAGAGAAAGAAGGCAGUCGAUCCACCGAGUUUAGAAAUUAAACUACCUUAUGAUUUUUUCUAUCCGUUUGUAAGAAUCAAUAAUGAUUGUUCUAAUAUAAGAUUGAAUGUUUUAAUAUUUAUAUUAACAUUAGUUAUAGUAAUUCAUUUUAAAUAAAGUUAUUUUGUCAUGCU